AUGUGUAUUGUCAUCCUGGAAAAGCUCCCACUCCCAUUCCAUAAUCGGUUGGAAUCCAGCGGAGGGAUCGCCGUCAUCAUCUCUAGGAGUUUCGUCAAUUUUGACCCUGACCCUCCCUUCUGCUUUGUCAUUCUCCUUGACUUCCCCCUUGUCUUCUUCACCAUCCUCCACCAGCACCUUCUUAUCUCGGUCGCCUCCAGCCCUCCCUAUUCCCCUAAUCUUCCCCCAAAUCUCUCUAACCUUCUCCCGCCUAUGAUCAGUCUUCCCGAGCUCCUUCAAGUUCCUCGCAACCCUCCCGCUGACUCUUUCACACCCCCCUCCUCCUAUGAUCCCCGCAGCCUCUCCAACUUCCCUCCGUUCUCCCUGAUCCCAGGCGAUGAUUCUCUCAUCAACCUCUUCCUCAAUAUCGCGGAUCUCCUCCAUUAUCUCGCCAACAAUCCUUACCCCUUCACGUACACUGACUCCCCUUUGUCUUCUAACAGACUUAUAAAUCGCGUUCACCAUACAAAGCCGUUCUUCCACAAAGUCUGCCAUCGCAGCUGGCACUGCUUGGGGGAAUGAGGGUAUCUUGUGUUUUACGCCGCUGGCAAAUUCUUCGAUUGCUAGAACAAGCGGGCGUAGGUCGGUGGGGAGUUUGUAUGUUUCUGGGUUACAUGAUGUGUGUUUGUUUUCCUCUGCUGGGAGUAAUGGGAAUUGGAGUGACUGAGUAUGAGAGAGGGAGAGGGAGCGCGUGGAGGGGCGGUAGCUGAGCCCGGAUUGAUGCAUUCUAGCUUUCUCGAAACUUUUUUGACGCUUUCUCGGAUUUCUUGUUCUAUGUUUUCUUCCUUUUUCCCCUCUUCCUGGGCGCCCCUUUUUCAUACAGGUGCCAGGCAAAUAAUAAAAAUAUCACCUGCCCGAAACCUCAUUUCAAGGCGCAUAUGCAUUUCAAGGAUCGGAUAAAUUUUCAAGUUGAAUUUGAA
Tuber melanosporum (Perigord truffle) is the source of this 959-nucleotide messenger RNA. RefSeq lists its product as uncharacterized. The coding region runs from base 1 to 561 and encodes 186 amino acids. The transcript has 2 exons. Lineage: Eukaryota; Fungi; Ascomycota; Pezizomycetes; Pezizales; Tuberaceae. The record is from RefSeq and is a predicted model, not a curated record.